GUGUGUGUGUGUCUGUGUCUGCGGUGUGUGUGUGUCUGUGUGGGUCGAGCAUCAUCAGUGCCAGGCUAGAGAAGUGAGUGCUUGUGGCUCUGUGUCUGUGUGUGUGUGUGUGUGUGUGUGUGUGUGUGUGUGUGUGUGUGUGUGUGUGUGUGUGUGUGUGUGUGUGUCUGUGUGUGAGCGUGCGUGCGUGCGUGCGUGCGUGCGUGUGUGUGUGCGCGCGUGUGUGUGUGUGUGUGUGUGUGUGUGUGUGUGUGUGUGUGUGCGCGUGUGUGUGUGUGUGUGAGUGCCUGUGUGGGUCAAGCAUCAUCCGUGCCACGACGGACACAACUGCGGCCGGUUCAGUGUAUCGUUGUGAUUGUGUUAUUGUCCCUGUAUUGUGUAAAAUGCACGAAUGUUGUACAGCUUGUUGUGUUGCAUUUUUGCAUUGCCUCUGAGUACAGUCGAUACAGAAACGCUGAGUUCUGUACACUGAUUACAAUUGUAGAGUACAAUAAUGUAUGAAAAUCAUUUAGUUUUUUUACAGCUGCCAUUUGCUCCAAACGUGUUUCUAUUCAUUAUAUUUAAAUCUGUUUUCUGAUAGUCACCGCUAAGUCUUAUGUGUUUUAUGUGUGUGUUAUGUGUGUAGCAUUUAGAGAUCGCCCCUUGAGUCAAGGUUGAAUGUGACCUCGCAACCUCAGAAUCUCUCUGGGUAGUUUGAAUCUACUGUCAAAUACAAUAAUCUGUUUAAUUAUAUUCCAGAAAGUCAUCCUCCCUUUCUUGUAUGUUUUACUAAAUGUUGAGAUGUAUUAUUUUAUAAACCUGUCACGCUCAACGCUUAUGACAAUGACCCAAAGAACCAAUUAAAGUUGUAAAUGCUAAUUCACAUUGUUCACAGGUGGACUAGCUUUAAGCGAUAAAUCCCAUGCAGGUCUUUGUUAUAAUGGGAAACAUGUAGGACAAAAAACUAUUGAAAAUACAAAAUAAUUAAAAUGACCAUGUAAAACAGUAAUCUGGGUUCAUCACAUUGAAGAUCCUAUUGAAUACAGCUUGUCCUAUUUAUAUUGUUGCAACUAUAAUGUGUAUAUAUGUUAGGCGGGGUAAAAUAGAACAAUAUUUUACACAUAAAAAGGAGGAACAUAAAACUAAUCAGGGCAAGAAUUAGUAUUUCGGGGAUGCUCAAAAUAUAUGUUUGCUAUUGAUGCCCGGUAACACUAAGUUUCACCUUAAAUACAAUUGUUCCAUUCCAUUGUCUAAUUUAAUACAAUUUGAUUACUUUCGCUGCGGGACUGAAAGAGACCAUGAAAGUUUACCAAUACAGGGACAUCCUUGGAUCAGUUACAGGAACUAUGAUUGUACUGUACAGUUGUAUGUCUAUCGUGACAUGACGUCAGGCGUACAUUACAUUAUUAGGAAUUUUUGAAGGAAGACAAUUAUUGUGUAAUGUAAACUUCCACUUAUUCUUACUUAAUCGGUAAAGUGGUAAAGAAACCGAUCGCUGUUCUUGGAAGCCCGAAUAAUUCAUGUGGAGGGUUGUACUUGGUGGCAGCGAGGGGGGACGGGUCUUGGGGAGUAGCCAGACCGCUCUCACAGACUGACUCACGCACACAGCCUCGCAUGGGUCACCGGCAGCAGCAGUCAGACCAGUGUGCUACAGCUAGCUAGUGGGACUAGCAUCCGCCGCUUAACUUGGACCACAAGAGACUCUGUUGUUGUUCUUUGGCGAUUUGUGGAGAACACCCGGAAACGAAGUUAGAUAUGUAUCGUGUGGACUUCUGCGUUUUAAAUGCUUUUAAUUAGGGCGAAACAAAAACACACUUGAGUUAAGUUUUGCUAAACUUGGCGGGGGCAGUGAUUCAGUCUAUUGGUUGGAGGAGCGACAGCAGAUACCCUCCGAACGAGAGGGGCACGCGAACAAAGCCGUGAUGUCGGAGGACAGCGGGCGCCCUGCGUCCACGUCGUCCGUCUCCUCCAUCUCCCUGCUGGAGAUCAAGGGGGAGACGCGCCUGGUGCUCAAGGCCUUCCUGCGCAAGUCCCUGGACCUGCCCCUGGCCGAGCGGCCGGGCCGGGUGGGGGGCGCCUACAAGGACAACAGCCAAUACAGCUCUCAAUUUAACCGACGGACGGACGAUGAGGCCAGCUCCGGCGAUGAGAGGAAGAAAGGCUUGAAGAGCCUCAUCCGGCGCACCAUGCGGCGGCCCCCCAAAGACCCCGCCCCCGGGAACAAGGACCCCAACGGCUCCCUGGAGAAGGACGCGCGGCCCAAGGCUGCCCCCGGCCUCGCCGUGAACCGCCUCCGAGAGGUAGACGAGCCCUUCUCCCCGUCCUCCACGUCGGAGGAGGACAACGGGGAGCCCCGGCUGCACAAGAAGACCAAGAAGACCAAGAAGCUGAAGAAGCAGUUCUCUGAUCUGUUCCGCCGCAAGAACCCCAAGGACUCUCCGGAGAAGACGGAGCCCCGGCCCCCGCGGCCCACCAAGCUGGCCCUCAACAUCGGGCUGAAGGCCCCGGACCUCAUCGACUCCCCCAACCACCCUCCUGAGUUCUACGAGGACGUAGCAGAGAGACUGGAAAGGAUUGCCAAGCGGUCCAACACCACUAAGAGGAUAGCUAGUCCGGUCGAAGCUCCAGCCGCCCUCGUGACCAUCUCAUCCACUGCCCAACCCACUGAACCUGUUUUAACUAAGGACGAGGUGGUGAAUCAGCUCAUCACUGUUCUCUCCAUGGAAGCAGAUGCCAUCACCUCAAAGAUCGAGUCGGACCCCUUCCUUCGCUCCAAGCUGACGCGCCUCUCGUACCCCUCCUUCGCCAAGCUCCUGGACGCCUUCAGCAACAUCGAGGCGCAGCCCGCCGUCCCGCCGCGGCCGGCGCCGCCCCCCGGCGCCAGCCCCACCCUGCGCCGCGUGGCGGUCACCAUGGAGGUGUCGCGCCGCGUGGUCACGGCCACCGGCGCCCAGCGCAUGCAGGGCUACGCCGAGCGCUACAUGGAGACCUUCGCUCCCUGGCUGAGGAGCCACGGCGGAUGGGAGAACAUUGUCCAUUUAGAGGAGGCUUCUGAGUUUGACUGAGAGGUCAGAGGAAACCUUCCCUAGUGGCCAACAGGGGUACGACCACUUCCUGAAAAGCCAAACCGUUUAUCUCCCACCUGCUGGGAGAGAAGACGGCCCCGAGAGCAGCCAUCUUUAGGUGCGGGGCAUUGAAGAACGAAGGCUUCCUCGUUGAAGACGACAUUGCAAUGGUUUUGAAAGCAUAAAAAACGUGAAUACAUGAAUGAAUGUAUCAUGAAUCAGUUUGGAACAUCCAGAAAGUCCUAAUUUUGGGGUUUGGAUUGAGCCCAGGUCAGUAGCCUCUAGGAGGUCGUUGCUUUUUAUAUGACACGUCUUUACAAGAACUGAACAAAGAACGUUUCUUAAUGAGGGGUGGUACUGUUUACCAUUGUAGGACCAAUCAGUGCGAGGAUGUGAUCUCAUCCAGGAACACACGAUGCAGUCUGGUUGUUCUGGGCCCUCAGUCAAACCCCCCCUGAAACGGUUGAGAAUACCGUGUCUUAACAAGCCUUUUUAAAUUAGUGACGUGGAAAAUAAUGAACUGCGUGCACAUCUUGCAGGCACAACCUUUUCUUUUUACUUUUAAAUAAAUAUUUUAUAAUGCCAACACUAAUGGCACAAAAGAAUGUUUUUAAGCCAUUGUCAACACACUCGCGGCUAGCAGUCGCCAGGCCGGACAUUCUGAGCUCCGUGAACUAUGCACAUUUUAAUUUAUAGUAAGCACAGACAAUGUCUCGACUCAAUGCUCUAUUUAUUGAUUUAAGAAUGUUUUGCAUGUUUUGUACGAUUUAGUUUUUUUUUUAAACAUUUUCUAAUAAAACAUUUUUUACAAAAAGUUA
Messenger RNA from Gadus macrocephalus (Pacific cod), 3862 nucleotides. RefSeq names its product BCL2 like 12 (gene bcl2l12). The transcript has 8 exons. Lineage: Eukaryota; Metazoa; Chordata; Actinopteri; Gadiformes; Gadidae. The record is from RefSeq and is a predicted model, not a curated record. Bases 1902 to 3044 code for a protein of 380 amino acids. Gene Ontology annotation, biological process: regulation of apoptotic process.